Messenger RNA from Plutella xylostella (diamondback moth), 3412 nucleotides. NCBI's taxonomy places the organism in Eukaryota, Metazoa, Arthropoda, Insecta, Lepidoptera, Plutellidae. The record is from RefSeq and is a predicted model, not a curated record.
GUAGGUUCUAGUUGUAGUGUUGUUUGUUAGUACUGCUUAAAGCAAUGUUAGUCUCCAGAUAAGCUGAGAUAAAGUGCGUAUAAUCUCAGCUAAUCUGUGAUCAUACUAUGAUACAUUUAAAUACUUCAUCCAUUGUCCUUAGUUUUAGCUCAGUGUGGUUUCAGUUAGUGUUAUUGUCGGUGCGUCGUUAAACGCGUUAGUUUUUUUUGUUAUAGUGGUGUCGUAUUAUUGUACUUUUUCUUUUGUGUGACCUAACAAAACAGAUUUAGUAAUACAAAAUCAGAACGAGACCAAACGCCACCUGUGAUAAAAUGUACAUAACUUAAAACUGUGAUACUAGAUAUUAAAAUAAUAAUAUAAAGUACUUACAUAAAAUUAGUGAAUAAAAAAACAAUAUAAAGUGAAAAUGAAAAGUGAUAAAGACAACGCGACGGAACAGGAAAAGGAGAAGUUGAACCCGAGCAAUGGAUGGCUGUCGGCGCGGCCCAGCCAGCAGUUCAACGUGGUGCGGCGCGUGUACCAGCAGGACGCGCUCAACCGGGAUGCCGACUACCAGGAGCCCUCCGCCAAGUUGGGCAAAAAGCUGAAGAAGGUGGCCCUGGGCUGCGGGUUCGGCGCGUGCCUGCGCAACUCUUUACCCAUCGCGCGCUGGCUCCCUCGGUACCAGCCGCGCCGCGCCCUGUUGGGGGACGUCGUGGCGGGCGCCACCACCGCCGUCAUGCACAUACCGCAAGGCAUGGCCUACGCACUUCUGGCCGAGGUGCCGCCCAUAGUGGGCCUGUACAUGGCAUUCUUCCCGACGCUGAUCUACGUGUUGUUCGGCACCUCGCCGCACAUCUCCAUGGGCACCUUCGCCGUCGUGUGCCUCAUGGCCGGGAAGGUGGUCCUCCAACACGCACACCACCCGGACCUCCUCCUCAAUGUGACCAACGCCACCCUCACGACGCCGCCGCCGCCGCUGGGGGAAGGGGAGUAUACGCCUAUACAGGUCGUCAGCGUCGUGUGUUUAGUGGUGGGACUGUUCCAGAUGGCGAUGUGGGUGCUCCGCCUGGGCGCGGUGUCCACGCUGCUGUCGGAGCCGCUGGUGUCGGGGUUCACGACGGCCGCCUCGUUCCACGUGCUGGCCUCGCAGCUGAAGGACCUCUUCGGGGUGCGGAUACGCAAGCUCAGCGGGAACUACAAAGUUAUCUAUACAGUAAUAGAAGUGGUGAAGAACCUGCCGUACCUCAACUGGGCGGCGUUCACGAUAUCCGCCAUCGCCUGCCUCGUCAUCGCGUUAAACAACGAACUUCUUAAGCCGUGGGUGAGCAAAAGAAGUAAGAUCCCAGUGCCCAUAGAGUUGAUCGCGAUAGUGACGGGCACGCUCGUGUCUCGGUUCUGGGGGCUCAAGGAACAGUUCGGGGUGGCGCUCGUCGGACACAUACCUACCGGGCUACCGGUCCCAUCAGUGCCUCCGCUGGAACUCAUGCCAGCGGUGGCGCUGGACGCGGGCACCAUCACCGUGGUCUCCUACACCAUCUCCAUGUCGAUGGCGCUCAUAUUUGCUGCUAAAGAGAAGUACGAGGUGGACGCUAACCAGGAGCUGUUGGCGCUCGGCUCCAGCAACGUGUUCGCGUCGUUCUUCGGCUGCGCGCCGUUCUGCGCCAGCCUGUCCCGCUCCUACAUACAGUACCAGGCGGGCAGCAAGACCCCCCUCACCACGGUGAUCAGCGCGCUGCUGGUGCUGUCCGUGCUGCUGUGGCUGGGGCCGUUCUUCACGCUGCUGCCGCGCUGCGUGCUCGCCGCCAUCAUCGUGGUCUCGCUCAAGGGCAUGUUCGUGCAGGUCAAAGAGCUGGGCAAGUUCUGGAAGCUGAGCAAGCUGGACGCGCUGGUGUGGAUCGUGACCUUCGUCGUCACCUGCUUCGUCAGCAUAGACAUCGGUCUGGGCGCGGGUCUGCUCGCGAGUGUGGGCUCUUUAUUCUGUCGCUCGCAGGCGCCCUACACCUGCCUGCUGGGCCGCGUGGCCGACACCGACCUGUACCUCGACUGCAAGCGGUAUCGAGCCGUAAGUUCAAGCAGUAGGAGCUAUAAUAGCUCAGCAAGGAGUAGCUCGCAGGCGCCCUACACCUGCCUGCUGGGCCGAGUGGCUGAUACCGACCUGUACCUCGACUGCAAGCGGUAUCGAGCCGUAAGUACAAGCAGUAGGAACUAUAAUAGCUCAGCAAGGAGUAGCUCGCAGGCGCCCUACACCUGCCUGCUGGGCCGCGUGGCCGACACCGACCUGUACCUCGACUGCAAGCGGUAUCGAGCCGUAAGUACAAGCAGUAGGAACUUUAAUAGCUCAGCAAGGAGUAGCUCGCAGGCGCCCUACACCUGCCUGCUGGGCCGAGUGGCUGAUACCGACCUGUACCUCGACUGCAAGCGGUAUCGAGCCGCGGAAGAGAUCCCCGGAAUAAAGAUCUUCCACUACUGCGGAGGUCUAAACUUCGCGUCCAAGAACUUAUUCCGAGCGACGCUGUUCCGCAAGGUGGGCUACAUGAAGCCCACCGCCGGGGAGCAACGGAGGGACGAGGACAACAACGUCACCAAGGCGGACUACGAGUGGGACCCCACCAUACACACUAGGGUGAAGUGCGUGAUAAUCGACGCCACCGCUCUAUCCUAUGUGGACGCGCCGGGGAUCAAGACCCUCGUGGCGGUGCAGAGGGAACUCGCCGCCAGCCAUAUAACUGUGCUGCUCGCCGGCGCCAACGGUCCGAUGCUAGAGAUGAUAGCGCGCUACAACUCGCUGGAAUCAGACCGGCUUCAGUUGGACGUGUUCCCCACCGUGCACGACGCCGUCGUGUACCAUCGCAUCAUGAGUAAGAAGGCGGAAGUGGCUGUGACGGUAGAUGCGUAGCGGCACAGGAGAUUAGAAGAAGACGCCUAGCAGUGCCUCUCAAUUCACGUAUCAAAACGUCAGGGUAAUGAUAGCUAUAUUAUUUUCUUUUGUUAUCUGUGCUUAUUAUAAAAGCAGAAAAAUCUAGGCGCUGCUCAUUACGCAUCUGAUGUACAGUGGCAUUAAAGCCGCAUAGUUUUCUAAUGUUCUAGAAAAUUGGCUGUGGUAACAAAAUGGCGUGGUUUCCUAGAAAAAAAUAUGCUUUUUAGAAAUAUCUGUCGCUGUGGAUUCGUUCGAACAUAACGUGGUAAAGAUCUCACGUGAGAUGCGUGACUGGUUAGGACGACGUCCAAACGUCAUGCCAAAUUACAACUACACACGUUACACCACGAAUCCGGAUCCGCGGCAUGGGUCCCUUAUCGACGUCGAUAAAAUCGUUUAAUAUGCGUUAUCGUGAUGAAUAGGUACCAAAUUAUAAAACAACGAAAAUAUGUUAUGAUACGCUGUGUUCAAAAUUAAUUGAUAUAUAAAAUAUACGAGUAUUGUGACUUCUGA